Effrenium voratum is the source of this 1388-nucleotide messenger RNA. Lineage: Eukaryota; Dinophyceae; Suessiales; Symbiodiniaceae. The record is from the annotation of a GenBank genome assembly.
UGUCAGGCCACAUUCUGUUGCAAGAAUUUGCUCCCGCCAUGGCGCUGGUGCAGAUGAAUUCGCCUCGCACACCCUUUUCGCUUGGGAGGCCACGAACAGCCCCGCGGGCAGAAGCGACUGAUGCUCCCAGCAACCCAAGGCAAUGGAGGUCCAGCAUUUGGGGUGCGGCCAUCGCUAGUGGCACCUUCAGGCGCGGGCUGAAGAGGCUCAAGAGGACGGGUGUGCGGGCUGACUUGGACGACAGCGGCUUGCUUUGGCUCACCUCUGAGGAGGUGGCGGGGGAAGGCGCGGAGGUGCUGGAGCUUCCAGUUCUCCCGGUGGAGGAUGUGCACAUGCCCGGUGCGUCGGUCACCUUGGAGGUGAAGGACGUGCGCAGCUUGUACGACUCCCUGCUGCUGUCGGGCUCCCGCUUUGUGGCCACCGCCCUCUUCAACGAGGAGCGCCAGGAGAUGGCGGCAGUUGGCACCCUACUCUACCUCGAGGAGCUGCGAGACUGUCCUACGGGCCUGGUGGCGGAGCACUUUGCAGUGGCCAGGGUUCGCCUGCUGAAGCCCGGAAAGCCGGGGCACAUGGAGGCAGAGCUCCUGUGGGACUGCGACGAGGAGAACGAAAAUGUGCCAAUCGCCUGGCACUGGAAUCCAUGUCACGAGAGUCCAAGGGUUGAGACGCGCUUGCAGCCGCAGCUCGGGCAACUGGAGCGUUUGCGGGGAAAGCUGAAGCAAGAGGGCCUCGAGGAGGCGUUGCGGCUCCAGCCGCCUUUGCCGCGGCAGCUGCGGGCAGUGCAGGGCCUCUGGCGCGCCAAGAGCGGGGUCCGCAUCCGCAUCCUGAACCACCAGGUCGUUGGCUUGGGGAAGUUGGACUGCCAUGACGGUCAGCUCACAGUGCAGCUGUCUACGCCCUUUACCGGCCGCAUCACAGCCGAAGGCGACGACGGCAUUGCAGAGACCUUGUCCUGGGAUGAUGGUGAUGUCUGGCAGAGGCUCUGCGCCCCCGCGCCGCUGCGGGAGGCCCCAGCAGCGGCGGCGCUGUGGCGCGCGGCGCGGCGCUGGCGGGCGGCAGGCGCUCUGCGCGCGGAGGGACGUCGAGGCGAGGCGCGCUGGAGGUCUGCCUCCGAGAUGUCCCAAAGCGGGGAGCGCCCGUGGGACCCGCAGAGCGCCUCCAAAGGGCUCUGGGACACUGCGGCGCAGAGCGCCGACGCGGCCGCCCGCACCGAGAUCUGGGAGGAGGUGCUGAGGCCCUGCCAGCGGCUCUUGCAAGCGCCAGUGACGGAGCGGAUCGAGGUCCUGCGGGAGAUAAUGCAGGCGGAGAUUACUCGACUUCAGCUUACCUUGACCGUAGCCUCCAGCGACUCUGACUCCAGCGAUUGAGAGACUUCCGUUCGGGGUCUG